Grus americana (Whooping crane) is the source of this 1848-nucleotide messenger RNA. Its product is annotated as putative DBH-like monooxygenase protein 2. The record is from RefSeq and is a predicted model, not a curated record. Lineage: Eukaryota; Metazoa; Chordata; Aves; Gruiformes; Gruidae. Gene Ontology annotation, biological process: octopamine biosynthetic process; norepinephrine biosynthetic process; dopamine catabolic process. The transcript has 13 exons. The coding region runs from base 1 to 1848 and encodes 615 amino acids. Gene Ontology annotation, molecular function: copper ion binding; dopamine beta-monooxygenase activity. Gene Ontology annotation, cellular component: secretory granule membrane.
AUGGCCGUUCUCUUAAGAAUCAAGGCUGUGCUCUUCCUCUUGUUCUUCCCAUCCUUUUGUUCUGGUCAGCCUGCACCUCCACUGCUGCGUUUCUCCAUCUUGCUGGAGCCUUCAAACAUGGUCUGCCUCCGCUGGGACCAUGACGAACAGGAGAUGAUGACAUUUGAGCUGCAGGUCCAUACAACUGGCUGGGUGGCAUUUGGAUUCAGCCCUCAUGGAGAGUUGCCUGGCUCUGACAUUGUGAUAGGAGGUGUCUUCCCAAAUGGCAGCAUCUACUUCUCUGAUUGUCAUGUGGUAGAUGAGGCAACCCUUGAGGAAGAUGAGAGCCAGGACUACCAACUGCUGUCAGUAAUGGAAAAUGAAACCUCCACCACCAUGCUGUUCAAACGCCACCUCCGGACGUGUGACGUGAAUGACCUGGAUAUCACAAUGGACACAGCACGUCUUGUUACUGCUUUUGGCACUGAUGACACAGUCCACUUCUUUAAAGGCCAAAGAUUUUCCAAAUCUCUUUUCCUGAUGAGGUACAGAGGCCCAUCUGACUCAACUGAUCCCAAAAUAUUCUUCACCUAUGACCUGAGGCUGGACAAUUUUGCUGUUCCAGUUGAAGAAACCAAGUAUGCCUGUACCUUUAUCCCACUGCCCAUGGUCAAGCAGAAACACCAUAUCUACAAGUUCGAACCUAUAAUAACACCCCACAACAUAACGUUGGUUCAUCAUAUUCUUGUUUAUGCCUGUGGCAACGCCAGCGUGUUACCCGGUGGCAUAGAUGAUUGCUACGGAGCCAAUCCGGAUUUUUCCCUGUGCUCUCAGGUGCUUGUGGGCUGGGCUGUUGGAGGACAGUCUUACCAAUUUCCAGAUGAAGCUGCAGUUUCCAUAGGGACACCUUGGGACCCUCAGUACAUCCGACUAGAAAUCCAUUACAGCAAUUUUGACUUGUUACCAGGCUUGAUCGACAGCUCAGGGAUACGAAUCUACUAUACACCUGAGCUACGGAAAUAUGACGUGGGGGUUCUGCAAACAGGCAUCUUCACUUUCCCUGUGCAUUUCAUUCCUCCUGGAGCAGAAUCCUACAGAUCUUACGGUCUUUGCAAUUCCAGUCAGUUUGAUGAAAUGAAUGGGAUGCUGGUUCCAGAUCUGCAUGUCUUUGCCUACUUGCUUCACACCCACCUGUCUGGCAGAGGAGUGAAAGCUGCUCAAUACCGGAAUGGUGAGCAGCUGAGGAUCAUCUGUGAGGACAAUAAGUAUGACUUCAGACUGCAAGAGAUUCGAGACAUGAAGGAAAUCCUCAUAAUCAAGCCAGGUGAUGAGAUCCUGGUUGAAUGCAACUUUCAGACAUUGGAUCGGUCAGGGAUUACUUUUGGUGGGCCAAGCACCAUGAAUGAGAUGUGUCUCACAUUCCUCUUCUACUACCCUCGUAACAACAUCUCCAGUUGUAUGGGCUACCCUGACAUUUUGUACAUUGCACACAUACUCAAGCAGGAGGCCUCAGAUACAGUGGAAGGAAUGAUGGCCAUGGACUUUGUUGACUGGGACAAUGAUACUGUCAAAAUUGCAGAGAAAGCAGCCAAGGAGGCAGAUCAAGUAGUCAUGAUUAAAACCAUUAAUGAGCUCCAGAGAAAUGAGAGUGGUCUAAUCAGAGACAUUAGCGUUCCAGAGCAGGCUGCCUGUCACAAUAUUUCUGGACACCUCUCACUGUCGGGUCUGAGAUCCACUGCAAAUGUUCGUUUGACUGCACUAUGCACUUCUGAGUCAUCAACCACCAAAGAAACUGCUUCACUUCCUCUUCUUUCUCUCACACAGCUAGUGUUUGCUUGGCUUACCUUGGCCUCUGAGUAUAAGAAGUGA